AUCUUCUAUUGUAAUUAUAUGGGUUCAUUUAAUUAUGUCGUGAAUUUUUUGUCAUGAGCCUCUGACUCUCUAAGUAUAUAGUAUAUAUACAAUAUGAAAGAUGUAAAAAUGCAUAGCCUAUCGAAGGGAAGAUGGCUGUGAAACUCAUUAGAAUAACACAAUAUAACUCAUUAUCUAUGUUGGUCAACGUUUAUUCAUAAAUCUGGUCGUUCACCGUCACGUGUGUAUUGUAUUCUUGCCCAACUAACCAAUAGCAAUGUUUUAGGAAAGUCACCUAUCCGUGACUCGAACAAUAGGAAAACUGGAAAUUGCUAUUGGUGGAUUUGGUAAAAAUACAAUAUACACGUGACGGUGAAACGACCAGAUUUAUGAAUAAACGUUGACUAUAACAUAGAUAAUGAGCUAUAUUGUUAUUCUAAUGAGUUUCACAUCCAUCUUCCCUUCGAUAGGCUAUGAAAAAUGUCACAACUACUAAGAAGCGAAUGUUAUAUACUUAUAUUGCGUGUUAAACGUUGACAAGCCGUGCUGUGCAGUAUGAGACUUUCAACACUUCAGUCAAAACAAGUCAUUAUCGUGUUUUAUUUUAGCUGGUUCCAGCGAUAAAUGAUUACACCACAUUCCCAAUUUCCCCCAAAUUUUUAGGUAAUAAGACAGUUCACGUCACGUAAUAAUUAAGACAGUUCACGUCGUGUUAGAGUAUUAAAUCCAGUUUUCCACUAGAUACUAUAGUAUACGUGAAUCUCUUCGUAUAUGUUGCGGGAAAAUGUCGCGCGCGUUUUUAUUCUAAACUGAAUAAUUGUGACGUAAUAUGAUAACGAGGCAAGCUACAAUGCUACAGUAUAGGCAUUAUACAUGAAUCAUUCAUGAAUACAUUGUAUGAUUGGGCAGAAAAGGACAUGGCUCGCGUGAAAAAAUCCAUUGGUAGAAAUUUGCACAUUGUAUAUUGCGAAAAAAACAUCACGCGUGCUGAAAUUCAGCCUGUCCACAAAUUGCUCGGUAACUUUUCCUUGCAUCAUGUGCAACUUUUCUCUUAGCUGGCAAGUUCUCUAGCUUUAAGCAACUAUUCGGCAUUUUUAAUGGUAAUUAUCCAAUUUUGCUAGUAUAAAGUAAGUUCGAUGGAGGAAUGUUAAAGAAUUAUAUAAUUUUUUGCUCCAGUUCAAGCGAAUGUGCGAAUUUUGACACAUCGUAUUUUUAAAACACUUGAUCCCACUUUGCAAAUACCACAAAUACAAAAUCUAACAGCAACUGAGCAAGCAACCUUGCAUGGGCAGCUCUCUUUAAAAACUGGCAACUUUAGGAGAAAAAGAGCAUUUUUCGAGAACUUUUUUCGAAACUUUGAGCACUUUUGGACAGCAAGCCUACGCGCACUUCGAGAUUUCUGAACUGAGCAAUUAUGACGUCAUAUGGAAACGUAGAAUUUCGUAAUAAGUAAAUAAAAUUAAGUUAAGUUCGUACUUACCAAACGUCUUUUCACCGCUGAAAGGUCUUGUCAGCGGUUUAGAACUGACCAAAACAAUGAUCAGCCCUAGUAAAUGCAAUCCAUACAUUUCAAAACUCACGUAGGAGUUUCAAAACAACACUUUAUAAGAGCUCGGUAAAACAUGUCUAUAUGUAUCGACAUUCGCCCCGAGAAUAAAUAAUUGGCAAUUAUGAUGACGUUUAAAUCGAAAUCCAAAUCAAUAAUUACGUCAUAAGAAAAUCAACUCUUCUAAUUUCUUAAUUAGAAUUUUAUACGGGGUAGAUUUGUGUUCUUUGCAAAUUAUUAUUUACUCUGAGUCAAUUGGUAACUUAUGUUGUCAAGAAUGACUAUAUUACUAACAAUCUACCAAUUGACAGAAAAAGAGCUGCACUUUUAUUACUGCGCGCAUAACGUUUUCCACCUUUUCAAAACAUGUAAUUUAUAAUUUAUCAAUUUCUUCUGUUCAUUUAUUCUGGACAUUUCACUUUCUGCUCCCUAAGUGGAAAGACGAGAGGGCAAGUGGGGAAGAUUUUCGUAGAGGGACAGUUUUUAUUCAUUAUACAUUCAGGAAAUUUGCAAAUCAUAUCCAGAUGUCUUGUGGGUUGUCAAAGCAUUAUAUCUGAAUUGGAACUUAAUGUUAAAAAUUUGCUAAUUAUCUCCAAAUUAUGCAUUUAUGCGUGGAAGAAACGGGACCUGGGGAUUAUCCAAUAGAAAAUUUGUUAUAUUUUUGAAGCUCGAAGACUACAUUCCUUGCAUUUCCUAGUCUGGAGAGAAUUACGUUGUGUAUAAUAAUCAUGAAUUAAAACACCAUUUCUCUUCUAUCAUUACCAUUGUUAACUUGAUAAAGUAAAUUUUUUCUUUAUUUAUGUAGUAAGAGGACGCUUCAACCGAAGUUUUGUUAUUGGUUUGACCAAUCGUGACGUACUGACGUAAUAUUAAAAACAAGUGGCAUUUUACUCGUCCAAUGGUUGUGUGUGUUUCACCCAAGUAUUAUAUUCACCCAAAGUGAAAAGAUGACACUACGAGUAAAUGUAAUGAACCAGUACCAGUAAAAGCAGAAUAUCCAGGUAAUGAACGAAAAGCGCGUCUUAUACUUUGUGCAAGUAUAGGAGAUAUAGGAGAGACCAACAUUAAUUAAUCAAAUCAUACGGGCGAACAACAAACAUAUCUCUAUGCUCGGAGGCCGGAACUCUAGAUUCCUCAGGGCUUCACUGGAACAUAAAAAAUCUUCUGGGUUAAGAACAUGAAAUCAAAGAAAGUAAUACCCAAGUCAGUCAGCGAGGCAGUAGUCUUUCCUUUGCUUUCCCCACACCGCCACUAAUUGAUUUAGCCACGCCAACAAACUUAAGUUCUUAACGGUUUUUAGUUUAAAUUACUUUAAUUAAACCCUUGCAAAACAAUUCAAAGGUAUUUUCAUGUUUGAAUGUUCUUGCUAUCCUAAUAUGCUGCGUUUACACUUGGCAGUUUAUAAGAAGUUAAUUGUUAUCGACCUCUUUGGUAUUAUGAGCUUUCACGUUCAACUUGCUUGAAAAACGUCAGCUAGUCGUCAGUAAUGCUUAAUUUAAUGUUGUUUUGAGAAUGAGAAAGCGGUUGAGAAUAACCCUGGGACCACGAAUUAUUCACAGCUUUCGUCUUGCAUGACAAAUUUCUUUGUUUCGAAAGCGCGUCGUUGAGCCGGCCCCGUCGUAGAUCGUAAACUCUCUAAUAACUACAGUACGUACGAAGUUGACGCAGGACGAAGGUUUGACUAACUUCACAUCAUUCCAGGCGAUAGUAAAGAUAUUCGUUUCUCAUCGAACAUAAAUCCACAAAGUUUUGUAUAAAUUAACCGUGUGUAAAGCCAGACCUAUAUUGUUUAAUUAAAACUAAGUAUUUCUUAUUAACAAAUUAAAUUACUAAGACCUUGUAAAUACUGUUUUGUUUGAAAAAUAUUUUCGUUGUUUCAGUUUGCUCUUUUUUGUUUUGUUAUGGUACAUGCUAAAACAAGUCUUGGUGGGCAAGGAUAUCCAGAGCUGAGCAACCAAUCAAAUUGCGCGAAAAGCAGUAAUCCACCUGCGGAGCAUAUGCUAAUUGUUAAUUUUUAUUUUAAAUUAAAAAUUAAUCUCAUGCGUCACGUUUAAAUUAUAUGCAUUCGAUGUUUCAGUGUUACCAGCAUCAUACAUGCAGUCGUCUUUGCCAUUGCAUGGCUGCAGGUGCCAAAUGAUGAUGUCAUGAUGACUGUCAUCUGUAGCACAGUCAUUGUGUCGAUUAAGCAUUUGAGGUAACAUACUGAUCAAUUUUCAACUAGCAUCCUUGUUCAAAAUCUCCGCAGGAAAGUUCAUCGUCAGACUUUGCAUGCAGACUCGGAACGACUAAUCAUGAGUGAGUGCUGCUUUUUUAGUACGGAGCACUGAAGUGCGGAGUGAUAUUUUUUGGAAAUAAUGGAUUUAUAUGAAUAUAAAGAUCAUAAUAAAGAGGAGAUUACUGAGCAAUCGCUAUCCGGUAACAUUGGCAAUGGCAACUGAUAAGACCUCGAUAAGGUAAACCCAUGAGUGAAGUAAAAAUGGAUACAACCAUCAGAAAUCUAGUAUGCUUCAAUCGUAACUAAAAGUUAGAGGGAAUUAUGUAUAUCAAUAGAAGUCGGAAGUAAUGACUGUCAAUAACUAAAAGUAGUCUACAGCCAAUUCAAAAAAGGUUGUCCUUUGCAAACUUUAAACUCUAAACCUUAAACCGUAAACUCUAAGCGUGCAAAGCAUAAUGAGAGCAUCAUUUAAUCAGUUUAAAAAUCAUACGUGAGGGCCCAUUUCUUAGAGACAUGGUAAAUAUCUCGUUACAAGAACACUAUUCAUUCACAAGCAAAUAGCUGCAAUAUUGAACUACUAAACUUUGAAACUUGUGCUCCUAUUAAGCUUUGCGCGCUUAGAAUUUAAGGUUUAUACUAAUUCCGGUUAUCAACAAGUGACUAGUGAAUCUUUUUGCGCGAAGUUAAGGAAUUUGUAUUACAGUUUAAAUUGAAAAGGAUUAUUAGAAUAAGGCUCGCUCGAAAAGCGAAAAAAUUCACUGCCAAAUUUGCAUAUAUUGCGAAAAAAUAUUACGCGCGCUUCGAGAUGUCUAUAGCAAGGCGGCUGGUUAUACUAUUGCAAGAAUAUCAUAGUUUUACUGCUCUAGUUGGAUCGCGCACAAGCGUAUAAUCAGCUAUGUACAGGCCUCGAAUUUCCCUGAAAUCAAUCGAUGGCAAUGGCGUUAAAAAUUUCCGUAGAACAUAACAGGUGUCCACGGCAAUUUUGGUAGUUUCCAUGACAAGCUAGAAACAUGUUUACGUAUCUCUUUAGUGUUUUUUUUCGAAGAAAACUGAGACUAAAAUAGUAGUUUACGCAUGAUUUGGUCAACAUCUGAAUUCAAGUAUCAAAAUAGUAUAAUGCACAGUGAAUAGUAUAAAAAUUAUGCUAUACGGCAAGAAAUUGCCGUCGUUGCCGCACUGAUCCACGGCAUUUUGUUCCCUCUCUAUGGCAAUUGCCGCGAUAAAAUUCAAGUCCUGGCUAUGUAUACACGAAAAGGACAUGUAAAAACUCGAGUCGUACCAAAAAGUAAAUAAAAUUAUAAGUUAAGUUUGCGUACUUACCAAACGUCUUUUCACUGCUGAAAGGUCUUGUCAGCGGUUUAGAACUGACCAAAACAAUGAUCAGCCCUAGUAAAUGCAAUCCAUACAUUUCAAAACUCACGUAGGAGUUUCAAAACAACACUUUAUAAGAGCUCGGUAAAACAUGUCUAUAUGUAUCGACAUUCGCCCCGAGAAUAAAUUACUGGCAAUUAUGAUGACGUUUGAAUCAAUUUCCAAUCAAUGAUUACGUCAUAAGAGGCUUCUAAUUUGAAUUAGAGUUUAUACGGACUGAAAAUAAAUGCUGGAAUCGCAAAUUAUGAUUUACUCAGAGUUGAUUCAAGUUACUGAUGCUGUCGAUACUACAUGUUGCAACUACAUGAUCUUACCGUGCAAGUUUCGCAGCCCUUUUAUGCUGUAUAAUUUAUAAUUUAUAUGCAAUCUCUUCCCGUUCAGUCAAUUCUAGGCCCACUUAUAGGCCAUUUUAGUUGACCAUUUAAAAGAGCUCAGGCAUGACAUCACUGCAUGGGCUGCUUGUAUGUGAAAAUGUAGUUAGAGUUACCACAUUUAGCGCAAAAGUUAACUAAUCAAAAUCACUGCCAGAACCGUCACAGGCGCGAACGUUUAAUCCUAUUACUCCCUAUUUAAUUACAUGAAGUGGCACGGUUAAAUUAGGCCAAUUACAAUACAGGGACCUAUAAUAAUAUUGAUAUUUAAAUGCUCAAUGACCGUAUGACCCCUGGCUUCCAGCAUCCACGACCGCGAAACACGCGGAAAUAUUAAAAUACACCAAUUUUUAAGACACGUGCAGGAAAUCAUGGAACGACUUAUAGACAGUAAUCUUCAAGACCAUUAGCAGUUUUAAAACUUUUAAAACAUAACAUGAUGCUUUCAGACAUUUCGAAUUCCUAGUCAUUACAUGGCCUGUCGCUAAUUAUAUACCAAGCGCAGUAUGGAAAAAACCACAACCGGUAUACAUUUUUAGACGCAUUUUUAGAUUUUUAGAUGAACAACAGUGACUUAAAACAUUUCAUCAGAUAACUAUAAAUAAACAACUAUUAUGAAGCACAAAACAAGCUUUCGUUGGUAGGGAUACAACUGCAUGAAAAAUAUAAGGAUAAUAAUUUCAACGUUUCAACGGAAGGCCCUGACGAAGGGUCAGGUAGUUACAUCCCUACCAUAGAUAUCUUAUAUACACUAGAUAGUGCAUCUAAUUAUUCUGCAAUGAUCCCUACCAAGAUCUACCAACGAAAGCUUGUUAUUAUUGGUACUACAGGCUACACUGGCACAGACAGUUAAUUAUUAUGAAGCACGACUAGUAUGUAAUGUAGUGUCCAACAUGAAAUUCAGUUGCAGUUUACAAGACUGUGUUUGCGCCAUUGCAAUGAAUAACUGGAACGCUACCUCCAUAACCGGAAAUUUGAAGCCAAACUUGAAGGCCAGUCCCAGUCUUUUCAAGCAGGCAAAGAGCGCUACCUUCGGAUAAACUGACUAUCUUCAGGUCAAUCAUGAUAUAAACACGCGGGUCUUGACUCUUGACCCCCAGACACGCGUGUCUGGCAGUUUAUCUAAAGGUAGCGUUCCAGUUAAAUUCAUUUCAAUGGUUUGCGAUCAGUAUACAGUUCAGUGCUUGGUAACCAAGCCUUCAAGUGAUCCCAAAGGAUCGAUAUCGUGAACCCACUAGAAAGUAACUUCCGGUUAAACUUCCGGUAUAUUGUUGUUUUUUUAUUUUCUUCGAAAGAAGGCAGGUAUAUCAUACUAGAUAUCAAAUAAUGCCAUAAUGCAUUGAAUUUCAGCAAAAUAAUAUCGUUGAUGGGUAACCUAUGUGCAUCAUAUCUUUUCCAUCCCUCUAUAACAAUCAACAGGAAAAGGUACACGAUUGUGAAAGAUAUUGGCGAAGGAGGUUAGUUUAUCUAGAAUAUUCAAAUUUAUUCGAAAUACUUCUCAUAUACGAUAUUUUGAACCCUAACUUCUUGUUUUUUUUGUUAAUUAAAGGCGAUAAUUAAGUAAUUGUUCAAAAGUCGGUUAGCUUUAUCCUGGGUUAACUAAAAUUUCAAAGCAAUCUUACCAACAACCUAUAGAAACAUGAAGAUAGUUUUCCAAAAUUCAUGUCUAGAUCAAUAGAAGUUUUAUUUUCUAACGUUUUGAAAUAAACAGAUGUGCAAAUGUACCCAAACUAAAACGGCAGGUUAAAUUUUAACCCAGGGUGAGCACUAACCCAGCUUUGAACGACUGGCCCCGGUUGGGCAAAACCAUUGUGCUGGUGAACAUUUUACAUGCAAACCUAAGAAUUGUAAAUAUUAAAUAUUACAUAAUAAUAGAUAUGCAUUUGAGUAUUUCCGGGGCUGUACUCAGGAUUUUUCCACAGGGGCAAUGAGACCUAUAUAUAAUAACAUAAUAUUAUAAAAAUCGCUGUGGUUAUAUUCUUCCGACACCAGAACUUUAAGUACUCUUAAUCCAACAAAAGUGUUUUCCUUGUUGUUUAAAGAUGCUAAAAUGAUACCAAAUAGAUUUCAGUUGAUUUCAAGCAAUGCUUUGGCAGACAAGUGGUUAAGGCGCAAUUGCACGGAUCGUAUCCCCCCCCCCCUCCCCAACAUUUUUGGGAAAAAAUUAGGGGCUCCAAAUUAAAAAUUUGCCUUGGGCCCCCGAAUUUCUCUGUGCGUCCCUGACUGUGAGCAAACAAAUGCUUUUCUAUCAAACAUGCGUAAAGAUUGUGCAAUGUAAUACGCGUACAUCACUAAGGCCCCCUUUACAUGAGCCCGGGCUGAUUUUCAACCCAGGUCAGCAUUCCACAGGUGGUUAUUUUGCCAACCCGGGUCAGCAAUUCUCAACCCAGGCUGACUCAGAUAAUAUUCCGAGCAACAGACUGGAGCAGAAUGUAUUUUUGGUGCUUAUAUAUCCCUUUUAGUUUUGACACUAUCUUUUAUACGCUAAUUAAGCCUUAUAUCUUUUAUACGCUUAUAUUCCUUUUUUAUCCGGGAUUUAGCCAUAGAAACUUCUGCCUUAAAGGCGUUUUCUUCCUUUUUUGAUAGCUCCUUGCUAUUGCACUGGCAGAUCUACUGGACCAAAAUAUUAGGCAUUGAACGCCAACGCCAUACCUUCGCGCAACUUUGAAUACAUUGCGACAACAUCGGAGUUGAAAUCUACAUUUUUAUAAUCCAUCACCAUCUUACAAUCCUUCAGAGAAAGGAUUAAGUGAUCAAUCAUUUCAGAUGACCACUGAAAUGCAGGUUGAGCAUUUUUUUCUUUUGGUUUUGGACUGUUUUUACUUGUUAUACUGUAUAAUUUUAUAUGUCUGUCCUAAACAAAGAGACAGAGAAAAUAUGUGCACAAAAUGUUGAAAAUGUGAUAUGACGCUAGGUGCAAAGUUCACAAUCAGGAAUUUCCCACACUAUACAUGAUCCCGGGUCAAGCCAUUAACCCGGCUUUACAUGAACCCGGCUUUACAUAAACUUUUCACGCCUUCACACCUCGCCAACCCGGGUCGACCCGGGUCUUGAGAAGGGUGGCCCGGGUUGGCGAGGUGUGAAAGGUUGACCUGGCUAUCGUGUAAACGAUAAGAAUGUGAGCUAUUCUUUAAAAAAAAAACUGUCGGAAUAAUGUCGCUCUGGAAUAGUUGAUAACAUUGUCCUCUGGCAAAUUAAUGGGAUGAAAUUUUCCCAAUUCCCAUAUACUAUAAAUGCAAGAGAAGAAAUUCAUCCUGCUUACUGGGCUGUGUCACUACAAGCAGAUUGGACUUGAACCUGGUGAUUCUUUGUUGUUUUGCAACCUUCUUGACGUGCAAUGUGUAUAGUGGGUGUUCUCCCAUUUAUAAAUUGUUCUGGUACUCUUUCCACAAUACCAUCUUUGCUGGUUCUCAACAAUCUCUUCAUAACCUCUUUACAUAUUACUGUAUACUUUCUUCAGAUAUUUGUCUUGAUUAAUUAAUUCUCAUCCAACAUUGUUAAGUUGCUUCCUGCUUGGCUCCAGGUUAUUUGACAAGAUAGUUCCUGGUGUCCAUUCGAGUCCAUGGUAUCCAGACUGCAUAUUUCCCUUCUCGGCCAUCUUCAGUUGUCUUUGUUCAAUGCUCCCUCGAAAGUCUUGAUGACAGUCCAACCACUCACUCUUGCUUACAUCGUAGAAUUCAUGGACAAUUGGACAUGUUCAAAUAUAAUGAGUAUAACUUUGGCCACUCUCACAAGCAUGCAUGAGUUUCAAGAUUAUCAAAUUGGGUCUUGUUCAGCUUCAAAACUUGAACAUUAAGACUCAUCUUUUUGAACAGUUUUGUGACUAGCUAGCUUAUUAUCUGGGGUUAUAGUGUAAACCAGAACUACAACCAGUUACUGUAUAGUUUACUUUAUAGGAUUUAUUAGAUUGCAUUGAUAUCGAAGGAACUAUAGACUCAGUUCCGAAAUAUCACAUACUCAAACCGACCUGACCGCGUAGCUCAGUUUGCAGAGCAUUGGGCUAGUAUUCCAAAGGUCGUAGGUUCGAUUCCCACCGUGGCCAGGCAUAUUUUUCAAGCUUGCCCGGUGUGGAUAUGCACUCAGAGUAACAUCACAAGCAUCUUAUUUGCCUGAGUACAUUACACCAACACAAAAAGGUCAUAGUGUACAGUCACCAUGUAGUAUAGUGUACAACUAUAGUUACUGUAUAGUUUACUAUUAGGCGCUAUAGGAAGGUUUCAUGAUUUUUAUUUUUCUCCAUAAUUCUCAGCCUUUUCCUAUGUGCAAUGCGUGCGGGACAACAAAAGAAGACUGUAUGCUCUGGUAAGCUGAAUUUAAAUUUUCCCAGUUCGCCCAUAAAAAAAUUGGGACAUUUUAUGAUUUUAAUAUACUCCAAAUGGCAUUUUCUAAUCAAGUCCUAUUCUAAUCUUUGACAAGUUGAAAUUUUUUCAUGACUGACUGUGUAUUCUGGUGUGAAAACUAGUCAUACCACAGGCCAUGAACAAAGAACACUUAAAACGUUAACUUUGUAUGGCUUGCAAGGAAAAUCCUAAUCUGACUGUUCUAGAUUUGAAAAAAGAGAAUUGUUCAGCAAAACCUGUGAAAAUUAGGAAGUUGUGAAAUAAAAGACUGUUGACUGUACAGUGCAGUCUGCUGGAGUUAAACAUGGUCAUGCAUAAGGCUCAUGAGACCAAUAGUACUGUAUAUAUUAAAUAAUUCUUCUUUAUUUUUGUUAUGUGCAGAAAAGAGUCCGGCUGCAACUUCCUGAACAAGAAGAGGUUUGUCUUAAUCAUCCUUGUUGAUUAAUUACAGUAUAUAAACUUAAUUUUUUACUGUUUCUUGAUGUUAAGUUCAGUAAAGGCCCAGAAUUCCAGACAGUACGCGUUAUACACGUUUUGUGCAUAUUGUUUUUCAGGAUCUGUGAUUCCCAAGAUCAUCAUGAUGUUCAUUGCUCUAAAAUACAAUUAUAGCAGACCUCUUUCAUCAAGUCGUUUACUCAUAGCCGAAUUUACACUUAAAUGACUGCUACCCGAAACAAAAUAGAGUGCUGCACCUUAAUCACAGGGUCGAUUCCUGCUAGUGGGCUACUGUAUAUAGUUGCAUCAUGGUCUAAUACAAAACCCGCCUGUAUUUAGUUCUAUCGCGUGAGAUCUAUGCUCCAAAAUCCUGUCUUACACUGUAUCAUUCUCCAAUCAUUCUGUUUUCUUGCAAUUAUGCUGUAGGCUUUCACAAGAGAAGUGAAUGCUCACAAUUCAGUCAGCCAUCCAAAUGUGUUACAACUUAUUGAGUCAGAGGUAUUGCGUCAUAAAGGAGAAAAAGAGGGGAGAAUGCUCGUCCCAUAUUAUAAGGUAAAUACUGUACUGUAAGUCAAAUAAAUAACACGGAGUUCAUUUCUUAUGGUAGACUGGUGUAGAUUAAGUCAUAGCUACAGUACUUUAGUGGAAACUAUUGCAGUUGUUGCUUACUUGUGAGUGUGAUGAGCUUGCCAUCAAUUUAAAAUGCGCAAACAGGACCAUUGCAAAACAACGGUAACUCCAAAAAUGAACGUUUUAAUAAUUUCUUGCUUUAGUGGUUCCGUACUGUAUUUUCUGGUAGGAGUAGUAUCUGGUUCUUCAUUCACCCUGUGGAACUUUGGGUUACAUUACACAUACAAGAUAGCUACAUCCGCCUACAUACAGUAUAA
Paramuricea clavata is the source of this 11144-nucleotide messenger RNA. The record is from the annotation of a GenBank genome assembly. Lineage: Eukaryota; Metazoa; Cnidaria; Anthozoa; Malacalcyonacea; Plexauridae.